AAAUAAAGGGAAUUUUACAAAAAUACUGCUUUUGGACCAAAACUUUACAAUUAUACUGGGACACGGCAAAAACAACAUUUUUACUGCCCCAGCCCAAUUUCAUUACUUUUGUACUGCCCAAGCCCAACAUCAUUUCAUUUAUACUGUGAACAGUAAAACACACAAGAAACAACCUUCUUCGUGUGUGGGGAGACGCCGGAGACGGAAAUCACCAAGAAAAAACCAUUAAAUCCGGCGAAGAGUUUUUUGAAAAGGAAUCAGAAUUGAAGAACAAGACGUACAGAAAACUGUCCCCCCAAAAUAACAGAGGUAAUGGAACGUCUACCAGUACUCAUCAAGAGCAAUGGACAAUGGAAUGAAGAUCACAAUUAUGUGAACUAUGUGGCUAGUGGAGAAUUCAUACCAACAAAAUGCAAGUACGAAGAGCUACUGCAAAUACUGCUCACUUCAUUGGGUUGCGAAAACACCAGCACAACACUACAAAUACAGUACCAAGCUAAAGAAGGAAUACCACCGAUCAAAAUAUGCAACGAUCGAAGCCUCUACUUUUACUUGGAAUUGAAAAUGAAGGAAACAGAUUUCACGACAUAUCCACUAUGUGUCAACCAGCAAAACAACAACACAACACAUGCUGCAACACCAAAUUCGAUAUCCACAACAACACCGAAUGAAUAUAAUGUGGCAAUGAUCGAAAACAACACAACAACGCUUGAAAACAACAUAACAACAACAGAAUCAUACACAACGGGACAGCAAACAGAAGAAGAGGAAAAGUCAGAAACAAUAGAAGAUGAGGAGGACAAAUUCGACAUAAUUGACUAUGCAAAUGCCCUUAACAAAUGCCCUGUUUCCACAAUUUGUACUGAAAUACACAUGUUUGGUAUCUGCAACAGGUUCUCAAAUAUGCACACAUGCCCCAUAAAUAUUAGGCAUGAAGACCAAAGGCAAGCAACAUCGAAACUGAUAGGGGAAUGCAUAAAACCGAAGUUCUUGAACAUAAAGACCAAGGCAACAGCGAUGGACAUAAAAGGGGAGUUGAAAUACAAAUUUGGCAUCAAAAUGAACUAUAUGAAAGCUUGGAGAAGUAAGGAACAUGCAGUAAACGACUUGAGAGGUAAUGCUAGUUACUCGUACAGCCUAAUACCGAGUUUCUUACACAUGGUGGAAAAAACAAACCCUGGAUCAUUUGUCGAUCCGAAAACGGCAGAAGACAACAGCUUGCUCUUUGUUUUCAUGGCGUUGGAUGCAUCCAUAAAAGGGUGGGGAGCAUGCAGAACAAUAGUUGUUGUGGACGGAACGUUCCUCAAAGCAGCUUAUGGGGGAACUUUGUUGUGCGCAUGCACACAAGAUGCAGUAGGUCAUAUUUUUCCACUAGCGUUUUGUGUUGCAGAUUCUGAGAAUGACCAAUCUUGGAAAUGGUUCUUCAAAAAAUUUAAAGAAGCGUAUGGGGUACAGGAACACCAAUGCCUAAUUUCAGACAGGAAUGAAAGCCUCAUCAAAGCAGCAAGAGAAAUCUAUCCAGAAAUUGCACAAAGUUACUGCGGUUACCACAUUUUGAGCAACCUUAAAACAAGCUUCAAACAACAUGCUGCCAAAUACAAUCUGCCAUUCUUUGGAGCAGUCAAAGCCUACACAGAAAAGCAAUUCGAGUUCCACAUGGCUGAAUUGGAUGGAUUGGACAAACGCAUAAGACCUUACCUAAAAAAAAUCGGGUAUGAAAAGUGGUCAAGAAUUCAUAGCCAAAACAAGAGGUAUUCCACAAUGACCUCAAACAUAUCAGAAUCACUGAACGCUGCAAAUUUGGCAGCAAGGGAGCUACCAAUUACAACACUGCUAGAAUGCUUGAGAGCAUUGGUGCAACAAUGGACGCAUACUAAUAGGAUAAAAGCACACAACACCUUCACUAAGCUAUCACCAACUGGAGAAGACAUACUGUUGAAAAAUUACACAUACUCAUUGAAUCUGGAGGUUAAAGCAACAACAUAUUACUUGUUUGAGGUAACAAGAAUGAAAGAAUCGUGGGAAGUAGACCUAGAAAAAAGAACAUGCACCUGCAACAGGUUCCAAAUAGAUGAAAUGCCAUGCGGGCACGCAGUGGCCGUGAUGAGGGAGAUGAACAUGGACCCGUACACCUACUGGACAGUUUACCCAAUAGGACACCAAAGUGAAUGGGAGGUACCGGAAGAAGUGAAGAAUAUUACAGUCUUGCCUCCACAUGAAAGAGUAAAAUCAGGAAGACCAAAAACAUUGAGAAGGAAGGCUGGAUGGGAAAAGGAUCAACACAACAAGUGCAGCAAAUGUGGUGAACUGGGGCAUAACAAAAGAACAUGCAGCAGAAGACGUAGAAGGGAAUAA
Cannabis sativa is the source of this 2355-nucleotide messenger RNA. RefSeq lists its product as uncharacterized. The record is from RefSeq and is a predicted model, not a curated record. The transcript has 6 exons. Bases 313 to 2355 code for a protein of 680 amino acids. Gene Ontology annotation, molecular function: nucleic acid binding; zinc ion binding. Lineage: Eukaryota; Viridiplantae; Streptophyta; Magnoliopsida; Rosales; Cannabaceae.